Molecule: messenger RNA, 972 nt
Organism: Syngnathoides biaculeatus (alligator pipefish)
Lineage: Eukaryota; Metazoa; Chordata; Actinopteri; Syngnathiformes; Syngnathidae
Gene: uxt
Product: ubiquitously-expressed, prefoldin-like chaperone
Exons: 6
Coding region: 57-551 (164 amino acids)
Biological process (GO): negative regulation of transcription by RNA polymerase II
Molecular function (GO): transcription corepressor activity
Source: RefSeq, a predicted model, not a curated record
CCUUGCCCCGUGUCGUCAUAAAUUGACGUCCUCAUACCCAAAAACAAGCACCAGCGAUGGUAUCUCCAGCAAUGUCGGAAGCCAACAUAAAUUCUCAUGGCGAAGCGGAUUCCAAAGUGCUACAGUACGAACGGUUCAUUGACGAAGUACUGAAGAAAGAUUUACAAAAGGUGAUGGAGCAACGAGAUGCCGUUUAUGAGCAAAUAUCUCAUUACUUGCAGCUGAAAAACACUUUGGAGGCGCUGCAGGAGACAGACUCUCACGACCUCAAGGCAGACGUUGACCUGGGCUGUAACUUUUACGUUCAGGCUAAAGUAGAGGACUCAUCCAGGAUCUUCGUGUUGGUCGGCUUUGGAUUCUUUGUAGAAAUGGACCAUGCUGAAGCUCUUAGCUUCAUAGACAAGAAGACAGGUCAACUGACAGCCUUCACAGAUCAGCUCACCAAAGACUGUGCCAAAAUUAGGGCAAACAUCCGCCUGGUGCUGGAGGGUCUGCGAGAACUUCAGGGCCUGGUGGACCUUCCAGAAUGUAGCAGAAGAGAAGUCUUCUAGGCUUUGGUUUCUUUGGACACCUCAUGAGGACGGGCAUGGUCCAGUAGCACACGCUCAGGAGGAUAAACUUGAACAUUUUAGUUUUUCUUCUGUGGUGAGCAGAUUUUGUGGAUGAUCAUGGAUGUAGACAUGUCCUAGCAGACAGAUGUCCUGCUUUGUCCAUGCCUGUGGAUUGAGUGUCACUUAAUGAAGCAGCUUUGACAUCCAAGGACUGAUAAUUGCCACUUUGACGCAAUACUCAAUCAAUGCAGCAUCAGAAAGGACUGGACAAACAAUUGUUCAAAUAAAGUCCUCGAAGGAACACAUUUGCAGCUUGCUCACAUGCACAUUUCUCAAAAUAAAAGCAACACACUGUGUGGAAUUUUGGUGUUCAUUUCAUGCAUUGAUUGGUUGGGUUAUUAAAAUAUAUAUUUUUAAUCCA